Capsicum annuum is the source of this 5234-nucleotide messenger RNA. Its product is annotated as type I inositol polyphosphate 5-phosphatase 12-like. The record is from RefSeq and is a predicted model, not a curated record. Bases 907 to 4335 code for a protein of 1142 amino acids. Gene Ontology annotation, biological process: phosphatidylinositol dephosphorylation. Gene Ontology annotation, molecular function: protein binding; phosphatase activity. Lineage: Eukaryota; Viridiplantae; Streptophyta; Magnoliopsida; Solanales; Solanaceae. The transcript is spliced from 11 exons.
AUACAAAGUAUAAAGUUAUACUUCCUCCUAUUUUUUUUAGAAUACUGUUGUACCAAUCAAGUUUGAUCCAAAAUGAAUGUAGCUUCAGAAAAUCUAAGCAACAUAUUUCCAUCGCAAUUUAUACGACAUUGUUUGAUCUGACAUAAAGUUUAAAAAAUAACUUUCAAUUAUUGAAAGGUGGCAACUAUUUCAGGACGAACUAAGAAGUAAAGUUGGGACAGAUGUAAUAAUAUUUUCUUUGAUUGAAGGGUCAAAAAUACAUUUAAAUUUUUACUAUCUCUAACUAUUUGUCAAAACAUACAUCAACUAUCAAUUGUUCUCUUUAGUUGAGCUGUCUUUUGAUAAACAGUUGAUUUCAAGUAGAAAAUUCGCACGCCUAAUAGGUCAGGUAUGAAACUAUGAAAUUCAAAAGACCGAGAUGCUUUAGGUAUGUUUUCGACCAUUAAUACAUUUUUCAUUUAGUAAAAAUUUUCUAUUGCAUUAGUAAAUGAUUUAUAUAAUUUUCUAUAAAGUCUUAAUUUAACUAAUCCUGAAAUCUUACAAUUACAAAUCAUGCAUCCUCCACAACUCCCCCUGACUUUUCUCCUCUUCCCAUGCAUGUCCACUCCCUCUGCUUCACUUACUCUCAUCUAUUCUUCACACUUUUUUCAAUUUUCCUUUUACUCAUUCUUCUCUUACAAGUUGAAGAAUUCACCAUUUGAAUGCUCUUUUCGGAUAAAAAUGUUUACGUAGUAAUUGAUGUGUUUGAAUAUCUAUGAUUUUCGUGUUGUUUUGGGAUGAUUCGCGAGUGUUUUGUGGCAUUUUAGACGGUAUAAAGAAGAUUUGUUGAGCAAAAAGACUAAAAGUUGUUUGAGAAAUAUGUUCAUGACUGUGAAUGAAAAUUGAAAUAUAGUGACAUUUGAUUGCAUGGAUGAAAGCAAAGAGGAUAAGGUGCAUGGAUCAGAUCAGUGUACAAAGGCCAAUUCGCGAAGCUACCAGCUGAGGACAUAUACAGGGACGAAUUACAGGCGUCCCCAUGUCCAGCUUCGCAAUAACAGCCUCGAUGAUAACAUCAUUCGCAACAAUAAUAAUGAUUAUGGUUUACAGCAAGAAGAGUUAUGCAAUGAUGAAGAAGGCUCUCAUUUGGUUAAUCAAAAGAUUGAAGGCAUAGAUGAUAGUAAUGAAUCGCCUUUGCCCGAGUUUGAAGGAAGUGGUGGUGGAGUUGGAAGCUUUAAAGUACCAGCUCGUGCCCCUCUGAGCCCUGCCCGUCCAACUUACCUUGAGCUCAGGCCACAUCCCCUCAAAGAAACUCAGGUUGGGAAAUUUUUGAGGACCAUUGCCUGUACAGAGACACAAUUAUGGGCAGGACAAGAAUCCGGGAUAAGAGUGUGGAAUUUUUCCGAUCAAUAUGAGUGCGGGAUGGGAAUUGGAGGACGGGCAAGGAGAGGUGAUGAAGAUGCAGCACCUUUUUAUGAGUCAGAUGAUACAUCACCGGCGUUAUGCUUGAUAUUUGAUUCUGGGAAUGAGGUGAUCUGGAGUGGGCAUAAGGAUGGCAAGAUAAAGUCGUGGAGAACGGACCAGCCUAAUUCUAAUGACUCCUCUUUCAAGGAAGGGCUCUCGUGGAAUGCUCAUCGUGGCCCCGUUCUUUCAUUGGUUAUAUCUUCUUAUGGUGAUAUAUGGUCUGGAUUUGAAGGUGGUAUCAUAAAGGUUUGGCCCCGGGAAGCAGUACAGAAAUCUCUCUCUCUAUCAUCAGAUGAAACACAAACACACAUUGCCACCUUACUCGUGGAAAGGUCAUUCGUUAACCUUAGAAGCCAAGUUACAGUUAAUGGUGUAUGUAACAUCUCAUCUUCUGAUGUGAAUUGCUUGCUCUCUGAUUAUGUAAGAGCAAAAAUGUGGGCAUCUGGAUCUUUGUCCUUCUCGUUAUGGGAUGCACGAACGAGGGAACUCCUGAAAGUGUAUAAUGUAGAAGGUCAGAUUGAGAAUGGGGUUAAUAUGUCAUCUGUGCCAGACCAAGCAGUGGAAGAUGAGAGUAGUGUCAAGUCUGGUUCCAAAUCUAAAAAAGAAAAGUCACAAGGAGGUAACUUUUUCCAGCGCUCACGCAAUGCUAUAAUGGGAGCUGCCGGUGCUGUACGUCGAGUUGCAACAAAGGGGUCAGGGGCAUUGGCAGAAGAUAGUAGGAAGACCGAAGACCUUGUGCUUGCAUCUGAUGGAAUGAUUUGGAGUGGAUGUUCAAAUGGAUUACUUGUGCAGUGGGAUGGGAAUGGAAACCGUUUGCAAGAUUUCCAUCAUCAUCCCUGUGCUGUUCUGUGCUUAUGUGCUCAUGGUUCUCGAAUAUGGGUUGGCUAUGUAAGUGGUAUGGUACAGGUCCUGGACCUUGAAGGGAACUUGAUAGCUGACUGGCUUGCUCACAACGGGCCUGUAAUAAAAUUGGCCGUUGGGGGUGAUUAUAUUUUUAGCUUGGCUAAUCACGGUGGUAUACGUGGAUGGACCCUUGCCACUCCAGGACCUAUUGAUAAUAUAUUGCAAUCGGAAACAGCAAAGAAAAGAUAUGUAUACACCCGGCAAGAAAAUUUUAGGAUUUUGGUUGGCACGUGGAAUGUUGCUGAAGGAAAAACCUCACAGGAAGCACUGACAACUUGGCUGGGUUCUGCCGUUUUGGAUGUUGCGAUUGUAGUAAUUGGGUUGCAAGAAGUAGAAAUGGGAGCAGGUUUUCUUGCAAUGUCUGCUGCAAAAGAAACUGUAGGACUAGAAGGAACUGCCAGUGGACAGUGGUGGCUGGAUGCGAUUGGGAAGACUUUGGACGAAGGAUCAACUUUCGAAAGGGUAGGCUCAAGGCAACUAGCUGGCUUGCUUAUCGGUAUCUGGGUGAGAAAAACUCUUAGAGCACAUGUGGGGGACCUUGACGUUGCAGCAGUUGCAUGUGGUUUAGGACGUGCCAUUGGUAAUAAGGGUGGAGUCGGUCUGAGGUUAAGAGUAUUUGAUCGGAUCAUGUGCUUCGUGAACUGUCACUUUGCAGCACAUUUAGAAGCAGUUAACCGCCGCAAUGCUGAUUUUGAUCAUAUAUAUAGAACAAUGGCUUUCACUCGAUCUUCCAACCUUCUUGACAAUGCUGCUGGUAUGCUGCGAUACCUGUUUUUGACUUGCUCUCUUGUCUUCUCCACAUAUUUACUGUGGCUGCUUUACUCUUCUGGCCUGCCAUGGAUCCUCUCUCUUGCAGCUGGCGUGUCAUCUUCUGCUCAAAUGCUUCGUGGUACAGAUGCUGCAGCAAUUAGUCCCGGUGUGGGAAAGACCGACCUUGCUGAAGCUGAUAUGGUGAUUUUUUGUGGGGAUCUUAAUUAUCGUCUUUUUGGAAUAUCUUAUGAUGAAGCAAGGGACUUUGUCUCACAAAGAUGCUUUGAAUGGCUUAGAGAGAAAGAUCAAUUAAGAGCAGAAAUGAAAGCUGGUAAAGUUUUUCAAGGGAUGCGCGAAGCAAUCAUCAGAUUUCCUCCCACUUACAAGUUUGACAAGGGUAAACCAGGAUUAGGAGGAUAUGAUUCCGGGGAGAAGAAACGAAUUCCAGCUUGGUGUGACCGAGUGCUAUAUCGAGAUAGUCGGGCAGCUCCUUCUAUGAAAUGCAGUUUACAGUGCCCUGUAGCAGCUUCCAUUUUACAGUAUGAUGCUUGCAUGGAAGUGACAGAUAGCGAUCACAAGCCUGUGCGGUGCAAAUUCAAUGUUGAAGUUUCACGCGUUGACAGAUCAAUAAGGAGAAGAGAGUUUGGGAAGAUUUUCCAGUAUAACGAGAAAAUCAGAUCGUUACUGGAUGAACUGCAUUAUAUACCUGAAGUUGCUGUCAGUACCAGCCAGAUUUCUCUUCAGAAUCAAGAAACAUUCAGCUUAAUGAUUACAAACAUUAGGAGACAAGAUAAUGUUUUUUUCCAAAUCACUUGUCGAUAUCAAUCAGCUAUCAACAAGGACAAGCAAACAUCAGGCUAUCACCCCAGAGGUUUCUUUUGUUUUCCCCGUUGGCUUGAGGUCACACCUGCGGCUGGCAUGAUCAAAUCUGGUGAAGAUGCUGAGAUCUUGGUACAUCAGGAAGAGUUUCGUAAUUCAGAGGAUACUGCUGAAGUUAUUUCACCAAGAAAAUGGUCCGAGGAAAUAAGAGAAGAGGUGAUAUUAAUGAUCAAUGUGAAAUCCAGUCGUUCAAUGAAGGUAAGGGCGCAUCAAGUACACCUCCGCUGCAGUUUCUCAACUGAUGCAGUAUGCCUGCUAUCGAGAAACAGUUCCAGCAGCAAUGAAGGGAGCCCCCGUUAUAGGUCAAACAGUUCCAGAAGAAAUGAAGGGAGUAUCUUCCGGAGGUCAAAUAGUUCCAGAUGAAAUGAACGUAGCUCCUACCAGGGGCCAAACAGUUCAAGAAGAAAUGAAGGGAGCUCCCACCAUAAGUUUGCUGUUCAACAGGAUAGUUCACUGACAAAUAAAUAUGAAUGAUCAUCAAGGCUUUCAGAGUACCUGGUAUCUGCAUACAACAACACACCCAGUGCAAUCCCACAAGUGGGAUCUGGGGAAGGUAGGCGUUACACAGACCUUACCCCUACCUCGUGGAGGUAGAGGUGCUGCGUGAAAGCCUAUAAACUUAAGGAAAACAAUAGCACCAAAAGAGGGUUUCAAGCCAAUGCUUUGAUGUAAAACUCUGGGAUUCCGUUCGCUGACAAUGUGUGGUAGGUCACGAUGUACAUACUCGUAGAUGAUUAGUGCUGGAAUAAUCUGGAUAUAGAGAAUCAAUUCUCUCUCCCAAUUUUUUUCACUAGAAUCAGGUUCCCCACUUUUUUGUAGUUACUUUUUAUCUCAAAACUAUACGAUAAUUUUUCACACUGAAGAAACUAUUACCUUUUGUGUUCCAUACAUUCAAUGAAAAGCCUCUGAUAUGCAUGCCAAUACACAAAUAAUGCUGGAUAUGUUGUAAUUCUAGUACCUCAUUGGAAUUACCACGUCGCGUCUAAAAUAAAGAUAUCCUAGAUGGGGAAGAAAGAACAAAGUUGGGCUCGUUACCUGUUAGAUCUAAACUUUCAUAGAACUAGCUCAUUCUCUGGGUUUUUUCUUCAUGUUGGCGGAAUUCUAAUAAAUGAUAGCAGCUGUGAAGGAUGGAACUUCAUGAUGAUGGAAAAAAGCUAUCAUAAAUUAUACAAUGACACCAUUUUGUUUGAUGAACUAAGGUGAUUAGGUAUAUAGGCAUAAAAAUAAAUAGCAGCCAUCCCCACAUUCUCGUCACCAAGUUG